CAUUAUUUAAUAUGGAUCUGAGGUAUUUUAUUACCGUAAGCUCUCUAUUUGUCUGCAUUAUGGCAAGCAAUUCUCAUUGUAAAGACAGCCAUAAUGAUAACGAUAAAUCUGAAAGAAGAUACGAUAAUUUUACUGUCCUUCGCAUAACUCCUUUAACUGAGGGACAUGUUCGACUUCUCGUGAAAUUCGAAGAAGAUUUAGAAUUAGACUUUUGGACUAAACCGAGUAGCAUUAAUAAAUCAUUCGAUGUGAUGAUUCCUCCUGAAAAAAUUAACCGAAUGAUAAAUAUAUUGAGAGAAAAUGAUAUAAAUUUCUAUACUCUUAAUGAUGACAUACAAAAGUAA
This is a messenger RNA of Centruroides sculpturatus (bark scorpion), 344 nucleotides long. RefSeq lists its product as uncharacterized. Lineage: Eukaryota; Metazoa; Arthropoda; Arachnida; Scorpiones; Buthidae. Bases 12 to 344 code for a protein of 110 amino acids. The record is from RefSeq and is a predicted model, not a curated record. The transcript has 3 exons.